Molecule: messenger RNA, 1968 nt
Organism: Tripterygium wilfordii
Lineage: Eukaryota; Viridiplantae; Streptophyta; Magnoliopsida; Celastrales; Celastraceae
Product: lys-63-specific deubiquitinase BRCC36-like
Exons: 11
Coding region: 187-1497 (436 amino acids)
Biological process (GO): double-strand break repair
Cellular component (GO): BRCA1-A complex; BRISC complex
Molecular function (GO): cysteine-type deubiquitinase activity; metallopeptidase activity; polyubiquitin modification-dependent protein binding
Source: RefSeq, a predicted model, not a curated record
UGACUCGCGUUCUCUGCGUCGUCUGCGAUCCGUCCCACCAACCUUCUCUCGAAAAGGAAACAAACAGCAAGAACCAGAGAGAGAGCGCUAGAGAGAGAGAGGAGAGCGAGAGACCUAGAAAUUAUCGCUUGGUAUCUCUCAUUCGCUAAUUUUGGUUGAGUUGUAGAUUUUCUAGGUUUACAGAGAAUGUCUCUGACAUGUGUAAAGAUGUCUGAGGAUGUGUGGUUAACGUGUCUUACCCAUGCAUUGUCCACUGAAACUGAGGAGAUCAUGGGGCUUCUUCUUGGUGAUAUUGAGUACUCAAAAAAUGGGAAUGUCACGGCGCUAAUCUGGGGUGCAGCACCCCAGUCUCGAUCUGACAGAAGGAAGGACCGAGUAGAGACAAAUCCUGAACAAUUGGCUGCUGCGUCUGCUCAGGCUGAAAGAAUGACUGCAUCAACGGGAAGAACAACAAGAGUGAUUGGAUGGUACCAUUCACAUCCUCAUAUUACAGUUCUACCCUCUCAUGUUGAUGUGCGGACUCAGGCAAUGUAUCAACUUCUAGAUUCUGGGUUUAUUGGGCUAAUAUAUUCCUGUUUCAGUGAAGAUGUAAAUAAGGUUGGCAGAAUCCAAGUUAUCGCGUUCCAGUCCUCAGAUGGGAAUCAUAGUUCCAUGCCAAGACCUAUUUCUCUAUCACCUAUAAAUGGUUCAAUUAUUGAUGUUGAAUCAUCUUUAAGUUCCUCAGAAAAUACACCAACAAGAUCCAGAUCUGCAAAGGCGGAGAGCCCAGAGCUGGACACCAGUAAUUCAGGAAUAGCUGGAGGAACUAGUAAGGAUGGAGGAAAAUCUUCAAAUUUGGGGGGCUUCUUUGCUAAUGCUGAUGCCAAUUAUGUUGGAAGAGAAAAAACCGGUGGAGAUUAUCACACUGACAAUUUAGAUAGUGCUGUUGUUGAUAUUGACCCCAUGGAUAUGUCAGAAAGUAUGCAAGAAGCUAUGCACCGUUCAAAUUUGGACAUGAGUGGUGCUGAAUAUGUUCGAAAAGAGAUACCUCUUCAUGUUUUGCCAACCUCAUCUCUGCUUAAGCUCGAGUCACCCCUAAAGUCAUUUGCGGAUUUGCAACAUGUUCUAUAUGAGGAGGAGCGAGCAGCAUAUAACCAAGCCAUCCUGGCAAAUAUGAGGGAUGGAAAAGUGCAUCCCCUUACUUUCAUUCAUCACACAUCGACAUAUCAGGCUUCCAUGUGCAAAUUAAUUGAAUAUUGUCUGAGUCCGGCCAUUAGUGCACUGCAGGAACGCUUGAAAGAGAAUGAAAUUCGGCUAGCGAUGCUGAUUGAUGAAGCCAAGAUUUUGGAGACCGAGGCUUUUAGGGGGACAGAGUCACCUAAUUUAUCUCCACGUCAUGGUACUUCUCAUGGAGUUAGAGGAAGCCCUGUGGGUCACAGGGACUCCCGUAGUUCAGCUGAGCCUGCCAAUUUGAGGACCGUGUCUGGUUCUGGUAGCCGAAGCAGAAAAAUGUUUUGAAAAGAAGCCCAGGCAAUACGAACCGUGUCCCAAGUGCUUUUGUGAUUUUCAUUUGGCUUUGGCCAUAGGAGCUUUUACAACUUGGCUGGUAGUUGGGUUCCGCCGUUUGAGGAUUCUGCAGCAGGUUUUGGAGGAGCUUCUUAUCAUGCAAUUGUGAUCUAUCUUGAGAAUUUUGCAAAAGAAAGGCCAUAGAUGGUCAAUGUAGUUAGAAGAAUGUAUAUAUCUCCUCCCCGGCUCAUUAUGCAAGGUUGUGUGGCACAAACCUUGCUGCUCUGUUGUAUGGGAUUCUUAGAUCAAGCUUAUGCUUAUCAUCACAUAAAGCCCAUUUGCGGCUUUUGUAUCUCUUUAAUUAUUUGGUAAUCCUAAUGGAAUGAAUGCUGUGCAUAAGAGCUGUUAUGUCACCUGGGUUAAGCCACUGAAUCAAACCAUUUCUUGUUUUGAUGCUCUAAUGGAAGUAGCCUUUUUAUUUUA